CUGAGGAGUUAAAAUGAAAAGAUCCUUGACCUGGGCAAGCAGGAACCCUUCAUGAAGAGAGGCCAACCUGAAAGUGGCUGUUGAAAGCUCCAGUUGCACGCAGAAACCACACGCAUACAAGGUUAAAUCAACUGUAUAGGUGCCUUUCUGUUCGGCUACAGUGGGCAGUCUUGCUUUAAGACAUCUCGCUCUCCCACUCGCAAGGCGGUAUUGUCAUACACACAAGCACGCCUGCACUCACACAUGCGUGUGCACACCAAUCAGUACACUGGGAAGAGGAGAGACUCGUAUUGAGUGGCUUCGCAAUGGGAGAGAAGAGCUGAGAGGAGAGAGGGACAGAGAGAGCGAGCGCACGAGAGAGAAGUGCCGUCGCAUGUGCAAGACCAAAAAGUGAAGAGGCAAAUUAGCUUGUUAUCUCCCAAAGAAGCUUCACCUUCAGAGAGAAGCGUGAGGAGGCUGAGAAACAGGAGGAAGACGUUGCUUCUCUGGUGAUUUAAAGGUGACAUGACAAGCCUCUCGUCCCUCAAAUCCCAGCUAGUUUCUGACAGCGUUUCACAGCUGUGACGGGAGUUUCUGUUGGCGGGUGCCUGACUGUGUUCGGUGGAUUGCAGCCAGGAGGACUUACAACAGAAGAGGGGAUCAAGGGCAGGAGCGGGAACAAAAGUCUCCUCAUCCCCCCUCUGACCCACAGAUCCAAACAGGAACUUUUGCUGGGAAGCUCUUUCCCGAGAGCAUGGAUGGAUUUAUGACUAUGUGCUAAGGAUAUUGGGUGAACAGCUGACGGCACAUUUCUUUAACAUUCUUCUCACGGUAUCUCACAGCCGUUGCUCCUGCCAUGUCCUGGCUCCCGUGUCUGUGGAUAAGUGUUAGCUGCUUACUGCUGUGCCACGCCACUUUGUAUGAGACCAUCCAACAGCAUCAUGUGACCCGCCCGGGCCGCAACGCCAUACAGAUACUGGAGGGAGGAACAUGUGAGGUCAUUGCAGCACACCGAUGUUGCAACAAGAACCGCAUUGAGGAGCGUUCCCAGACCGUCAAGUGCUCGUGUUUACCGGGAAAAGUGGCCGGAACAACACGGAACAAACCCUCCUGUGUAGACGCCUCCAUCGUGAUUGGGAAGUGGUGGUGUGAGAUGGAGCCGUGUCUGGAGGGAGAGGAGUGUAAGACACUACCAGACAACUCCGGCUGGAUGUGUUCCUCUGGGAAUAAGAUCAAGACCACAAGGAUUCAUCCCCGGACCUAACAAAGAGCUCCUUCACAGGCAGUGAAUGUGGAUUCUUUCUGUCAGAAUGGACGAAACCAUUCAUUCCAAGGGGUGUUUGACUGGAUUACCUGUGACUGAACAAUAAAGAAGGACAUUUUUGGGGAUAAAGACCAGAUUUGCUCAUUCGGUGCCAAGGAAUAUGACAAAUAGAAAUAAAGCAGGCUAAUCUGUAUUUUUGAUCAAUGAGCCCAACACUGCGGACUCUACCGUGUCUAAUUCUCUCGAUUUUCUGCGUUUCUCCUCACCACCUUCCUCUGGUUCUAAACUCAUACAGCUUAGGGGAGCCGUUUACUGGAUUUCAAAUUAUAUUUGAUAUAUUUCAAAACUUUAUGUCCCUAGGUAAACUGGACAAUCCUGAUAUAAACUGUGAAUGACUGUAUGAAGGAUCAUGACGGAUAAGCACUGGUCUGUGAAAAUGAGGUGGAAAUCAAUAGGAGAUUUUUUUUUCCAUUCCACCACCAGUUUGUCGUUCUGUGUCCGCACUGGCUUUGGUAAAAGACUAGGAGCUCAUGAAGCCCUGCUAUUUCCCUCCACUUCUGAGUUUACCGCUCACCGCUAGUGUCCACAUGCUGUCAAUUUGGAAGAUUCCCCAGGUCAAAGGUCACCUCACUGUCUACAACUGCUUGGGCCAGAUAUCUUUUUAUUUGUCGGCAUGCUCAAUGUAUUUUGUGGGAGCUUUGUAUUGAAAGUAACUGUAUAUAUACAUAUAGAUACAUAUUAAAAGACAUCAUAUGACGAUCU
This is a messenger RNA of Sinocyclocheilus anshuiensis, 2005 nucleotides long. It is a transcript of the gene tafa1b, whose product is annotated as TAFA chemokine like family member 1b. NCBI's taxonomy places the organism in Eukaryota, Metazoa, Chordata, Actinopteri, Cypriniformes, Cyprinidae. Bases 836 to 1243 code for a protein of 135 amino acids. The transcript is spliced from 6 exons. Gene Ontology annotation, molecular function: receptor ligand activity. The record is from RefSeq and is a predicted model, not a curated record. Gene Ontology annotation, biological process: regulation of neuroblast proliferation; neuroblast differentiation.